Messenger RNA from Ruditapes philippinarum (Manila clam), 2976 nucleotides. RefSeq lists its product as uncharacterized. The coding region runs from base 185 to 2575 and encodes 796 amino acids. The record is from RefSeq and is a predicted model, not a curated record. NCBI's taxonomy places the organism in Eukaryota, Metazoa, Mollusca, Bivalvia, Venerida, Veneridae. The transcript has 2 exons. Gene Ontology annotation, molecular function: protein binding.
AUAGUUGCCCAUACAUGUCCAAUAUAAAAAGUGCACUAGAAAACUCACACAUACGCGCAUCAACAGGGUAUGUAAUUGUCAUUCAGAUUCUUUGAGAGACAUGAUAUUGUCAGGAUCAUGGCAAGAGAGUAAGAAGAUGUUACAUUUGUGUAACGUGUAAGUUAUCAUAUGAGAGAAAUACAAAAUGGAGGACGACAUAGAAAUUGUGAACAAGCUUGGGCAGUAUCCUUCGAGCUUCGACCUUUAUGAAGAUGUUCAGUCAAUGUCCAAAGAUUGUCUUAAGAAGCAUUUGGAAAGGUUAAUUAAAGAGGUUGCAUCCAAUCCAUACGACAAUACCAUGGAAAAGCUUCGAGCUUGGAAUUUCAUCUCGUUUCUAAGUUUCAUUUUAGGAAAUGAAAAAGAUGCGUUUGAGUAUAACUCAAAAGUGCUAGAGCGAAGCAAAGAAAAUAUCAUGGGUUUAUGUAAUAAGGCGAGGUUUUUGUUAAAGAUGCAAGAGAAAUACCAUGUUGUCAAUGACUUGUGUAAACAGCUUGAUGAAAGUAUAAAACAUAAGGGUAAUAUGUUGUUUGCAAAGGCAGAAAAGGCAUUUCAUUAUUUAUGUUUUGGCACAGAACGAAAUAAAAAAUCUCGUCACUUAUUUGAGGAAGUUCUUGGUGAAAUUCAUAAGCAGAAUAUAGACGUUUCUGGUGACACAGAUGAUUCUGAAAAUACAUUAAUGCAAACGGACAAUUACUGUGUCUUGAACUUUAGUUACGCCCUUACAUACAAACGAGCGUUAAACUUUACCAAAACUCAUGACGUAUCUUCAUUUGAUGUGACCACACAGCUAGAUAUAAUAAAGAAGGUUUGUAAUAUUUAUAGUCGUAUCAUCCAUAUUGAAGGAGGCAGUACAUGUCUUAAACUUUACAAGGGAAGAUCAUGCGUUGAAUUAGGGUCAAUUGACUACUAUAUCGGGAAAAAUAAGUCUGGAUUUCAAAAUGUAAAUGGCAUAAAAGAUUUCUUACCGGGUCGAGAAGAUCUGUGGUUGAGUACCAACGAAUUUUAUGAAAAAGCAGAAUGUUUUUGUCCAAAUGACGUGUUUGUUUUAGAAAGAUGUGGUUCAUAUUUUCGAUACGUAAACGAUAUCGACAAAUCAAUCUCUCUUCUCGAAAAAGCUAUAACAAUACGAGAAACUUCUUAUUCCCAUCAUCAUCUUGCACUUUCCCUAAAACGACAAGUGGAAAGUCAUUUUCGACAACCUAUGUCGAAAAAAUAUUUUAUACCAACUACAAAACCAUCGAAUGAUCGUAAUAAGGCACAUUUCGGGAUCAAAUGUUCAUACAAACCAACGCUAAUUAACAAAGAAAAACACAUAGACACUAUUAAACAAAUUAUUUUUCAUUUAGACAAAUCGUUUGAAUUGUCAAGUAACUGUGGAGCUAUUUAUGACAAAGGCAUGCUUUACAGACAAAUUGGAGAACAUGACAAUGCUUUGGCCACAUUUAAGACUCUCAUUAGGAACAAGGAAGGACAUUGUUCGCUUGUACAAUUAUCAAAUGCUUAUGAACAAGCAGGCCUUUGUCUUAAUGACAUGUUGUCGCAGUCAGAAGAAAAAGGUGAGGAGGUUGGUGACAUGAAAACUUAUUUCAAGAAGUCAAUAGAAUUAUCCUGUUCGAUUGUUUCGAAAAUUCCGUUUCUUGGAGAUUGUUGGGUGUCAGUUCCUACGUUUAAAGAGUUUCUAUCCGGACAAGCAAAAACCACUGAACAUCUUAAAGACUUAUUCUUCCUGUCAAAGAAGUUUGAAAAUUAUGGCGAAUCGAUAAAAAUUCUUAAAGACCUAAAAGAACUGACUGCAGAUGAAAAUGAAAGGACUAAAUUAGAUAUACAGCUUGUUGAAAACUACCUCAGUAAUGGAAAUUAUGACGACGCUGUACUUGCCCUAGAUACGAUUGUUUGUCUACCAAAUGGGUAUGGACUUAUCGAUGAAAAAAUGUAUUUGCGGGCUCACAUUGAAGGGGGGAUCGUUGCCUUGAAACAAGAAUCAUUUGAAAUGGCACGCCUUCGAUUGAGAAAUGCCCUUGACUUCUAUAGACAUACUCAACAUGUUCAUAACAUUGAAGGCCAUGAAAACGAUUCUAAUACAGAAGAUGAAACAUUCGAUGUAUUCAUUCUUUGCAACGAGAACUUGGAGGAGAAAUGCAUGAGCUUAGUGCAUAUUUUAACCGCUUUUGAGCUCAGAGUAACGAUUAACUUUCAGGAAUUGUUACCAGGAACUUCAAAAAUGUCCGGAAUAUGUCGACAAUUUCGACAUUCGAAGCACUUUCUGCUGGUUAUCGAUGAAAAACAAUUAAAAAGAAUAGAUGAACAUUACUUUGAAAUGAUGCAAGAAGUCGUUUUGAAUAGAAAUUAUGGUCAUAUAUUGAUUAUUAAGACCUGUAAAGAUGCAAAGGUACCUUCCCACCUUUCAAAAUACCCCAGUAUGGAAAUGAAUGUUGGGGCUGAUGAGGUUCCUGAAAACUGUUUCGAAAACGAGGGUCUAUGUCAAACGAUUAAAGCACUUCUGAUCAAGCUGGCCAGCAGCAAGCAAGCAGCAUAAGUCUAAAGAUUAUCAUAAUUUGAAACAAAGGUUUAAAUGACAUUUUCAUUGAUGAGGCAAAUUAAAUUCACAAAGUUUUAAAUUAUGUAAUGUUUUGUGUGUCAAUUCUUCCCACGCAGAAGCACGCACACAGCAUAAGUCAAAAGAUAUCCUAAUAUGAAACAAAGGGUAAAAUGAACGUUGAUAUGUGUGGAAAAUGAAUUUCACAGAGUUUUAAAUUGUUCAAUGUAUUUUGUGCCACAUCUUCCAAAGAAUGUUAAAAAGGACGUAAGGCUCUGUUUUAAAUUGUCAGAACUUUCCUUAAUGGGACAGUAGUACUUUGAUUCUUUUUAAUAAAAUAUUUAGAUUUAUUGUGUAUUUAUUGUAGAAAUUCAGAAUGUGAAAAAAAAAGACAAAGACUA